Messenger RNA from Panicum virgatum (switchgrass), 2219 nucleotides. RefSeq names its product pentatricopeptide repeat-containing protein At5g66520-like. Gene Ontology annotation, biological process: RNA modification. NCBI's taxonomy places the organism in Eukaryota, Viridiplantae, Streptophyta, Magnoliopsida, Poales, Poaceae. The transcript has a single exon. Gene Ontology annotation, molecular function: protein binding; RNA binding. The coding region runs from base 29 to 1597 and encodes 522 amino acids. The record is from RefSeq and is a predicted model, not a curated record.
ACCAAGUGGGCCGCGAAAAGAGUGAGUCAUGGCGGCGGCGGCGGCGGCGCUGCAGCUGCUGUGCCGGCCGUCGCUGAGCGCCGCGCAGCUCCGGCAGGUGCACGCGCAGCUGCUCACCUCGUCCUCGCCCCUCCUCGCCGACCGCUUCCUCCCAAACCAGCUCCUCCGCUCGCUGCACCCGCUCGGCACCCUCCGCCUCUUCCCGCGCCUCCGCAGCAUCCUCCCGGCCUUCCGACCAAACAACUACGCCUUCUCCUUCCUCCUCAAAGCUUCCGCCGACUCCCCAGGCUCCGACGUUGCGCGCCUCGUCUCCUCGCUACACGCCCUCGCAGUCGUCCUCGCCUGGGAAGCCCACGCCUACGUCGCCAACGGCCUCAUCCACGCCUACGCCUCCCACGGCCUCCUGCCCUCCGCCCGCCGCCUCUUCGACGGCGCUCUCUCCUCCCGCGCUGCCGACGUCUGCUCCUGGACGUCGCUCCUCACGGCCUGCGCCAGGGCCGGCCGGCUGGGCGAAGCGCGCGCCCUGUUCGACGGAAUGCCCCGCAGGAACGACGUCUCCUGGAGCGCCAUGCUCAGCGCCUACGUCGCCGCGGGCGGCUUCGCCGACGCCGUUCGGCUGUUCGAGGACAUGCUCAGGUCCGGCGCCCGCCCCAACAGGGCGGCGGUGGUCGGCGUGCUCACCGCCUGCGGGGCGCUGGGGGCGCUGGAGCAGGGCAGGUGGGUGCACGCCAACUGCUUGGUCGCCGCCCGUCGUCCCUGUGCUUCGGGACAUGCAGAUGAACGCGUUGGGGUCGGGGUCGGGGUCGGGAUGGACGGCGUGGUGACGACGGCGCUGGUGGACAUGUACGCCAAGUGCGGGAGCCUGGACGCGGCGAGGCAGGUGUUCGCCGCCGCCACGCCGGCGCAGCGCGACGUGUUCGCCUACACGGCCAUGAUCUCGGGGCUGUCGGACCACGGCCGCUGCCGGGAGGCCAUGGAGCUGUUCGGGGAGAUGCAGGCGGAAGGGGUGCGCCCCAACGAGGUGACCUUCAUCUGCGUGCUCACCGCCUGCGGCCGCGCGGGCCUCGUCGGCCGCGCCAGGGAGAUAUUCCGGAGCAUGGCCGCGGAGCACGGCGUGCAGCCGGGCGUGGAGCACUACGGGUGCCUGGUGGACGUGCUCGGCCGCGCCGGGCGGCUGAGGGAGGCCCUGGCCGUGGUGCGCUCCAUGCCGAUGAGGCCCGACUCGUACGUGCUGGGCGCGCUGCUGAGCGCGUGCGCGGCGCAGGGCGACGUCGACGUCGGCAAGCAGGUGGUGGAGUGGCUGGCAGAGCAGGGGCUCGACCACAGCGGGGUGCACGUCCAGCUCUCCAACAUGUACGCCGCCUGGAGCGAGUGGGAGCAGGUGGCCAGGGUCCGCCGCGCCAUGGACCAGAGGAACGUGGCAAAGGUGCCAGGCUGCAGCAUGCUGGAGGUGGACGGCGUCGCCUGCGAGUUCGUCGCCGGCGACCGCUCGCACCCGCGGAUGCGGGAGAUCAUGGCUGCCGUCACAGAAUUGCAUGGGCACCUCCGGCUCUUGGGAACAGCUACCCUCGAGGAUGCAUGGGCCUUUUUGCUUUGACGACACUGGUCGGAUUAUACUCAGCAAGCUAGCUUGCCAAUGGUUGCACCCUUGAACGGCAUGGCAUGGCGAGCGUGCGAGUAGCAGCUCCUUCCCUCCGUGGCGUGCGGUGUGCCUUUGCAACUUUUCAUCAGCUCUGAUUAAAAUUCAAUGUGCAAUUAAUAUAAUAUAAUGGUGUUAUCACGUCAAACGGCUCAUGUUGUACCAGGAUACUGAACGAGCUAUAAACCUAAUUCUGCUCAGCUGUUGUGCCUAAGAAGCAACAGGAAGCAAGCCGUUGUGCCUAAGAAGUGGCUCAGGUGAAGGCUCCCGUCCUCGGAAAGAAAUAAACACCUGCAGUCAGGUACAAGAGUGCAUUAGUUUCAAUUGCACAAAACUCAAACCAACCGAAAACAAAAUUGUACAAAUUGCAUUGCUUGCAACAGGAUGUAAACAAUCAGUCCUAGAUGGGAGAGCAUGCUAAGCCUUACCUCAAGUGGAGACUUUCCACCUCCAAGUGCAAGAACUGUGUCUCUGAAUCGUCUGCCAGUUUCCUCAAUUGCCUACUCAAAACAGGAGUUCAUAACAUUAUAAUUAUAUCAAUGUAAAUUGGUUGAGAGGAUGAAAAAAAAAAGUUGACCUC